This is a messenger RNA of Tachyglossus aculeatus (Australian echidna), 4244 nucleotides long. It is a transcript of the gene DLGAP3, whose product is annotated as DLG associated protein 3. The record is from RefSeq and is a predicted model, not a curated record. Bases 139 to 3213 code for a protein of 1024 amino acids. Gene Ontology annotation, molecular function: molecular adaptor activity. Gene Ontology annotation, biological process: signaling. Lineage: Eukaryota; Metazoa; Chordata; Mammalia; Monotremata; Tachyglossidae. The transcript has 13 exons. Gene Ontology annotation, cellular component: postsynaptic specialization; glutamatergic synapse.
GGGGAGCCGGCCAGGAUGUAACCUCGGACGGAGCCCGCCAGCCCCGGCCAGGAUUGGGGGUUCCCAGCGCUGCUGGAGGGGAGCUCCUGGCCGGGCUGAAGCAGGGAAGCUGAUGACUGGGACAAUGGAAGGUCCUAGAUGGUGGGCCCCCAGGCCCGGUCCGCGACCUCAGGAGGAGCCCACGGGGCCGGCCCCCGCCCCGACGCCAUGAAGGGUUACCAUGGCAACCUCACCAGCCAAGCCCCCUACCACUGCCUCCCGGAGGACCGCAGCCGGCUCCUGGACUUCGGGCCCGUCGGGCCGGCCCCCCGCCCCCUGUACCGCCUUGGCUCCUCCGAGCCCUGCUCCCUGGACCACCUCUACUAUUCCUCCCGGGCCGGGGUCCGCCUAGCCCCCGGGGGCGGCCCGAGCAUCUCCGAGCCGAGCGAGGCGGCGGGGGGCGGCGGCGGCGGCGGCGGCGGCGGGGGGCCGGCCAGCAGCACCUUCCCCAGGACGCAGCACGGCCCGGGCCCCUACGACGCCUGCGACGACUGCAUGGCCCUGGCCGCGGCCCACCAGCCGGGCAAGAUCGCCCGCCUCCCCCCGACCCUGCUGGACCAGUUCGAGAAGCAGCUGCCCCUGCAGCCCGACGGCUUCCACACCCUCCAGUACCAGCGGGCCGGGGGCCCCGGGGGGGGCGGGGGGCCCGGCGCCGGCGGCGGCGGCGGCGGCGCCCCCGAGGCCCGGAGCGAGAGCCCCAGCCGGAUCCGGCACCUGGUCCACUCGGUCCAGAGGCUGUUCGCCAAGUCGCACUCGCUGGAGGCCCCCGCCAAGCGGGAGUUCAACGGGACCAAGGCGGAGGGCCGGGCCGGGGCCGGGGCCGGGGCCGGGGCCGCCGACGGCUACCACCACCACCACCACCACCAUCACCAUCACCACCACCACCAGUCCCGCCACGGCAAACGCAGCAAGAGCAAAGACCGCAAGCCGGAGGGCCGGCACCGGCCCAAGAUGAUGGGCUGGUGGAGCUCCGACGACAACCUGGACAGCGACAGCGGCUACCUGCUGGCCGGGCGGCCCGGGGCCGAGCCCGGGGGCCCGCCCUUCUGCCUGGACCCGCCCGACAGUGCCUUCCGAGACCUGACCCUGAAGAGUCUCAAGGGCGGGGGCGGCGAGGGCCGCUGCCUGGCUUGCGCCGGGAUGUCCCUGUCCCUGGACGGCCAGACCGUCAAACGGAGCUCCUGGCACUCCCUGACCGUCAGCCAGGCCCGGGAGGCCUACCCCGGGGCCGGGGCCGAGCCGGACAAGCCCCUCGGCCUGCCGGACACCAAGACCAAGGACGGGGCUUAUCACUACCUUCAGGUGCCGCAAGACGACUGGAGCGGGUACCCGGCUGGGGGCAGGGAUGGGGAGAUUCCGUGCCGCAGGAUGCGGAGCGGCAGCUACAUCAAGGCCAUGGGGGACGAGGACAGCGGGGACUCGGACGGCACCCUCAGGAUGUCCCCCAAGGGGGUCUCCCGUCGUCAUGCCUACCGCCGCUCCUCCAGUGUGGACCAGGCUCGCAUCAACCUCGUACCUCCCAGGAUCCACGCCCGAGCCCCCGGCUACGGGCGUUCGCUCACCACAGGCCAGAUCAGCGAGGAGCUGAGCCAGCAGUUCGAGGCGGUGUGCGAGUCCGUGUUCGGGGAGAUGGAGUCGCAGGCGGUGGACGCCCUGGACCUGCCCGGCUGCUUCCGCAUGCGCAGUCACAGCUACCUCCGCGCCAUCCAGGCCGGCUGCUCGCAGGACGACGACUGCCUCCCCCUCUUCGCCGCGGGGCCCAGCACCACACUCAAGCCCAGCACCUCCUUCCGGUACCGCAAAGCCCCACCUCCCCCGGUCCCGGUGGGCCCCCAGCCCACGCCUCGCAUCUCCAUCACUGCCCAGAGCAGCACCGACUCCACGCCCGAGAGCUACCCGCCCCCAGAAGGCCCCGGCCUGGGCCCCACCUGGCCCCAGGAGCCCCCCGCUGGCCGCUGCAGCUCCGCCGACAACCUGGACAAUGCCAAGGGCUCGGCUGUGACCCUGGACCUUGGGGCCGUCCAGUCCCGGGCUUCCCCAAAGCCCCCCACCCUCAUCAUCAAGACCAUCCCCGGGCGGGAGGAACUCCGGAGUCUGGCAAGGCAGAGGAAAUGGCGGCCGUCCAUAGGUGUCCAGGUGGAGACGAUCUCAGAUUCGGAUACGGAAAGCAGGAGCCGGAGAGAGUUCCACUCUAUCGGGGUGCAGGUGGAAGAUGAUAAGAGGCGGGCGCGGUUUAAGCGCUCCAACAGCGUGACGGCGGGGGUGCAGGCGGACCUGGAGCUGGAAGGGCCGGCGGGGCUGCCCGGGCUGUCCGUGGCCACGGCCGACAAGGCGCUGCAGUUCGGCCGCCCUUUCCAGCGGCACGCCUCCGAGCCCCAGCCCGCCCGCCCCCACUCCGUCUACAAGACCGUCCACACGCAGGGCCAGUGGGCCUACCGGGAGGGCUACCAGCUGGGCUACGAGCAGCCCGGCGGGGCGGCCCCUAUGACCCCGCUGACCCCGCUGACCCCGCUGGCCCCGCUGGCCCCGCCGCCGCCGCGCCGGGACUCCUGGAUGGAGCGGGGGUCCCGGAGCCUCCCGGAUUCGGGCCGGGCCUCCCCCUGCCCCCGCGACGGCGAGUGGUUCGUCAAGCUCCUGCAGGCCGAGGUGGACAAGAUGGAGAGCUGGUGCCAACAGAUGGAGCGGGAGGCCGAGGACUACGACCUGCCCGAGGAGAUCCUGGAGAAGAUCCGUAGCGCCGUGGGUAGCGCACAACUCCUCAUGUCUCAGAAGAUGCAGCAGUUCUUCCGCCUGUGCCAGCAAAACAUGGACCCCAGCUCGUUCCCCACGCCCACGUUCCAGGAUCUGGCCGGCUUCUGGGACCUGCUGCAGCUGUCUGUCCAGGACGUCAGCCUCAAGUUCAUGGAGCUGCAGCAGCUUAAGGCCAACAGCUGGAAGCUCCUGGAGCCCAAGGAGGAGGGGAAGGCGCCUCCGCCGAUACCAAAGAAGCCGCCCCCGCGGGGGCGCGUGGCCCCGGUGAAGGAGCGCUCCCUGGACUCGGUGGACCGGCAGCGGCAGGAGGCCCGCAAGAGGCUCCUGGCGGCCAAGCGGGCCGCCUCCUUCCGCCAGAGCUCGGCCACCGAGAGCGCCGACAGCAUCGAGAUCUACAUCCCCGAGGCCCAGACCAGACUGUGACCCCGCCCCCGGGGCCCGGGGCCCGAGACCCCCGAGACCCCCGAGACCCCCGAGACCCGAGGCCACACCCCGAUGAGACCCGAGGCCGCUCCCCCCGAGGAGGACCGAGGCCGCGCCCCCAACCCUUGAGAUCCCGCCCCCCGAGCCAAGAGGCCCCGGCUCCCCCCCUCGGUCCAUGGCUCCGCCCCCUCGCCCCGCUGCCCCUCGAGCCCCGGCCCCGCUCCGCCCCGCGGCCCCUCGGUUUUCUAUCGGUGCUGUCCACGCAGCGCGCAGAGGUCACUGUGAUCCCCGGGCGGGGAGCCCUCCCACCGCUCCCCCGGAGCCGCCGCCCCUCCGUGUGCCCCCCGGGGGGGCCCGGGGCCCCGCCCCUUCAGGUCUCUCAGGGGGCGCUGCAGGCCCCGACCCCAAUCUUGCAUUCCCCCCCCCCCCCCCAACGGUUGUCCCGGUUUUUCACUUUCCAGGAAGAGACUUCCCAGAGCAAACGGUUCCCCUUCGCCCCCUGCCCCCUCCGCCCUCCUCCGCCCCCCACUGCUUUCUUCUGCACACAAGGCUGAGACCCCCCUCCCCUCUCCUCCUCCUCCUCACCCCCACUGGGGCCCUGCCCCCGUCUGCCUGCCCUUCUCUCAUGUCCCUCCCCCCGCUGGGCCGGGACCCCCUCCCUGGACCCUCCCUCCCUGCCCCGCGCCCCCGGUUGGGCUUUGUGGUGACCGGGCUCUGACGCUUUUAACUUCCCCUUUUUAUGAAGAAACCCAGGCGUCGGCUGCCUGUCCCGGGGCCGGGGAGAGGGGCCGGGGGACCCCCACCCCCGGACAUCCAUCCACUCCAAUGUGCCAGGGGGCCCCGCCUCCCCUUGGCCCCUCUGCCCGUCCCCCGGGGGCUGGCGGGACCGUACCAGUCUGGGCUGUCACACCUCCUCGCGGGGGGCAAGAAUGGGGACGGGGUCCCACGCCCGCGCCCCUCCUGCCCCUCGGACCCCACCCCCCCGUUGGCACCCCUGAGAUGAUCAGGAGAAAUAAAGCAGCAGAACUGCA